ACGAAGCGUCGCUAUAACGGUGCCAUAUGUUUCUUGUAAAAAAAACUGCUAAUAUUUGCACUGUCGCUCAAACGCACACAAUUUCGCAUCAAAGUCUGAACUCUAAUAUUGUGUUGCGUUGGUGUGUUAAAAUUGCAAAUAUGCAAAUCCAAAGUGUACGAUUAGUCAAUGGCGAAAAGGGGAUUGACACAGUGCACAGCUGUGCAUAUACAAAAGCAACAAAUGCAUCUAGCGCAGCAGCAUUUGCAGCGAACACACAACAGAGUGACAUCAACCGCGAAGGAAGAGGAAGUAGAAAACAACAAAAAGUUUAAAAUUGAGGUUUGUGUCUUUGAUGAUUGCAGUACAGAUUGCGCAGCGGAAAUUCUAUUACAGAUUGCGCAGCGGAAAUUCUAUAAAAAGGGGAUACGGACGCAUAUUGUGCGAAAUGAAAGCGACAAACCGGAAACAGUUGACUAUGGAAGCAAUCGGCCUAUAGAAGUUGCUUGCGGCACACAUUUCUGCUUUCAAGAUAUUGACGAUAAAAUGUUGCUAGCACGCUGCAACAUGAAUGCUUUGUGUAGAAUUUUGAUUCCGAUUCAAGAAAUUUACACCGCCAAUGGUCCGGCAGUAAUUAUGCCCAUUUGGUUAUGCCAUCAGCAAGUCUACGAACGCAUAACGGGCGGAUUUUGCGAGCACGGUCAUGAUCCGGCGGCCGCAACUUUCUUAGUUUUUGCUGAAACGUUUUGGCAAUUGUUGUGUAGCGAACGAUGGCGUACUGGGUUAACAAUUUGGAAUGCCCAUUUUUCAAGUAAGAAGGUUUCUAAUUUUAUUUUAAAGAAAAUAAACAAAUCAUAUAAUCACUACGAGAAGCAAGCACAUAGGUUCACAUAUUUAGUGCCCAUCGUGCAUUUCACGCAUGAGCGGCCGCUAAUGAUUUUUUGCAUGAAAUUAAAUCUCACCAAUAGCGCUUUUGAAGCGAAUUUAAAUAGCUUACAUUUAAACGAGGGUAGAGAUUACGUACUUUUUACGUAAGUGGAAUGGCUAUAAUAAAGUGAAUAUCGUCG
Rhagoletis zephyria (snowberry fruit fly) is the source of this 1046-nucleotide messenger RNA. RefSeq names its product UDP-GlcNAc:betaGal beta-1,3-N-acetylglucosaminyltransferase-like protein 1. The record is from RefSeq and is a predicted model, not a curated record. NCBI's taxonomy places the organism in Eukaryota, Metazoa, Arthropoda, Insecta, Diptera, Tephritidae.